AUGUCAGAGCUAUUCAAGGAUAUCCCAGAGUUCGUAGAGACGAACAUUGGUGAAUCAGUCACAGCUCGUACAGAGACAUUGGCUACGUUUCGUGAACUUGGUCCACCCGAUUUAUGUCAAGUUAUAAAAUCAUCUGGAUCCAAGACUGCUCAGAAGGAUCUGGGCUCAUACCAUUAUUGUUCCGGUGUUGAAGCUUCCUCAUCAGCUUCUCUAGCUGCUUAUUUGAACUCAUUACAAUUCUCAGUAGAAGAAGAUACAGCUUGGUUUGGAAAAGGUCACGGAUGGAAAGUGCGAAGUGGAACUUAUUGCUGUUUCAAUGCCUUCUCCAGGGUGGAUAUGCGAGUGGACGUGAAGAUUCCAGGUGGAGUGGAUGCUUAUGUUGUAGAUCUAAGAGGUGAUAAACACGCAGCUACACCAGAAUUAUGGCAAGAAACAUACCUCUCUGCAUUACUUCGUGCAAUUAGGUAUGCGGACGAUGCGUCAUAUCGUCUCGCAGGGUAUAGGAAAUUAGAUCCUAUCACUACGCCAGAAGCUGAGGCGAGGUUCUUGAAAGCUGCUGAAGCGUUGUUCUUCAAGGGAUGGCAGCUUGGUUCCGAUCCUGAGAUCCAGGUAGCAACGGUAGUGACGAAUCAUCUUACUUCGGCUGUGUUGAAAUAUUUUCAAGAUUCAUUUAGGUUGGAUAGAGCUGCGAAUCUUUUCGAGAGGAUGAUGGUGAAUGAACCUGAGGUAGCGGCGUUGGUAGCUAGGAGUUAUAUCGGUAUGAACGAGGAGAUCAAAGCCGUCAAAACCAUGCAUUCCGCCUUAUCGUCCAACCCUCAAUCUUACCCCAUCUUACAUGCCCAGUGCGACUUCCUCUUGUCCAAAGGCAAACCCGAAUGGGCUCAACAAAUUGCUCAACAAGCCGUCAACUCUGCUCCCAGCGAAUUUGUCACCUGGGCAAAAUUGACUGAAACAUAUAUUGAAUUAGGACAAUUCGAUCAAGCUCUCUUAACGUUGAAUUCAUGUCCUAUGUUCACGUUUAACGAGAGGGAUUUACAUCGUAUGCCUACGCCUUUGAAGACUCAUUUACCGGUGAAGAAGUUUAUAGCGGAGAGUGGGAUCUUGGAUGAAGAGUCUGCUAGAGAUAAUGAGGCCGACGUGGCUCUUAUUCGAUUACCUGCACCUGGCCUACGAGGGACAUUCGCCAAAGCAUAUUCGUUAUUGACAUUGUUAGUAUCCAAAAUUGGAUGGGACGAAUUGUUGAAAACUCGAUCACAAGUAUUUGUAAUGGAAGAAGAAUACAGAUUACACAAGACCAGUGCAUCAGUGGAGAUGAACGGAUUUGCGGCUGAUGAGGACGCUUCUACGACUGGAGUCAGGGGCGGUUCCUCAGCUGGAGAACGAGAACCUAACACACCCUCUGAUAUACCUACUAUACGAAUAUCGACCGAGUCAACUCGAACGCCCAACGGUACGACAUUCCAACAUCAGAAAAAGGAGAGUCAGAGUCAACCGAUGGACACGGUUUUGGAAAAACCUGAGAUGGCGCAAGUCAACGAUGAACCGAAUAGUCCUAUAGGGAUGAAAGCGGAUGAUGCUUCUGAGGAAGGAGAAGACGAUGAUGGGGAAGAAGGAAAUGGGACGAAUCAACCUCCUUCGGCAUUUGCGAAUAAGAGGUUAUGUGAGAGGUGGUUGGAUAAUCUGUUCUUGGUAUUAUACGAGGAUCUCCGAGUGUACACAAUUUGGCGGGCCGAGAUAUCGCACUUCAAGACCCAACACAUGUCUUACCGCAAGACUGGGACGGAAUGGGAGAUCCUCGGAGAACUUGCAUCUAGAUUACAUCAUAAGGAAGAGGCGAAAGAUGCUUUCCAGAGAUGUCUGGAUAGUAAAUUCUCUGCUAAAGCUUUGAUCAAGUUGUUGGAGAUGUACGCUACGGAAGGGGAUUUGCAAAGGACUUUGAAUGCUGCGAUCAGAUUGACGACAUAUCAUCAUCGAUGGUACAUGGAUGCAGCGUACCCGUCGAUGAUUGCUCAUUAUCUGUUUAAGCUUGGUUUGAUACAUGGCCAUGCCAAGAUUCAGUAUACGCUGUUGAGUAUGAACCUUCCGGUGGGGAUAUUCGAGAUCAUGCAAGGAUACAUGAAAUACGGAGCGACUUUUAAUGUCGAAGGAUCAGAGUUUUAG
This is a messenger RNA of Kwoniella mangroviensis CBS 8507, 2160 nucleotides long. RefSeq lists its product as uncharacterized. The transcript is spliced from 15 exons. Gene Ontology annotation, cellular component: exomer complex. Lineage: Eukaryota; Fungi; Basidiomycota; Tremellomycetes; Tremellales; Cryptococcaceae. The coding region runs from base 1 to 2160 and encodes 719 amino acids. Gene Ontology annotation, molecular function: protein binding. The record is from RefSeq and is a predicted model, not a curated record. Gene Ontology annotation, biological process: Golgi to plasma membrane transport.